Aspergillus sclerotioniger CBS 115572 is the source of this 1275-nucleotide messenger RNA. RefSeq names its product alpha/beta hydrolase. NCBI's taxonomy places the organism in Eukaryota, Fungi, Ascomycota, Eurotiomycetes, Eurotiales, Aspergillaceae. The transcript is spliced from 2 exons. The record is from RefSeq and is a predicted model, not a curated record. Bases 136 to 1110 code for a protein of 324 amino acids.
AUUCUAUCUAACCUGGGUUUGUACCUGCUGGCUCUGGUGGCCCCCUCCCGCACCGACUCCCACCGACGAACCUAUUUCUAUGUCGGAGGCAACUAUACGCUCGACAGCAAGGGCGAGCAUAUCUACACGGACCAGAUGUACGUGGAGAAGCUCACCCCUGCGCAUGUCACCCAACCCCAUCCCAUCGUCUUCAUCCAUGGCAUGGCACAGACAGCCACGAACUGGCUGAACAAGCCGGACGGCCAACCAGGAUGGGCAUCCUACUUCCUCCAGAAGGGAUAUGAAUGCUACCUCCUGGACCAGCCAUUCCGGGGCCGCAGUCCCUGGCAGCCGUCCAAUGGCCCGUUGGAGACUUACUCGGCCGAACAUUUGCAGAAAUACUUUACCGCGCCCGCCCAAUAUCGUCUGUGGCCACAAGCUUCGCUGCAUACCCAAUGGCCUGGCUCCGGUCUGAUGCAUGACCCUAUUUUUGAUGCCUACUAUGCCAGCACGGUGCCCUCUGUCAGUGACGAUAUCUCCCAACAACGUGCCAUGCAGCAGGCUGGCGCCGCUCUGUUGGAUCGGAUUGGUGAGCCGGUCAUUCUGGUGGCUCAUUCCCAGGCCGGUCUUAUGGCGUGGCUCAUGACCGACCAACGGGCGGAUUUGGUUCACUCCAUCGUUGCCAUCGAGCCCGCUGGUCCUCCUUUUAGCUCCAUGUUUGGGGGCGCUCCCACAAAGCCAUACGGUCUCACCGAUAUUCCCCUCACGUAUACGCCACCAGUGUCGAAUCCUAGCUCGGACCUUGUCACCACCGUCAUUCCGGCCAACUCAUCGGACGUGACGGAUUGUCACAUUCAGGCCGAUGACUCUUCGGCGCGGCAGUUGGCCAACAUCAGCAAAGUUCCUGUGCUCUUGGUAACUACGGAAGCGUCGUACCAUGCUCAGUAUGAUUGGUGCACGGUCAAGUUUCUGCAGCAGGCCGGAGUGCAGACGCAGCACUUGCAGCUGGGGGAGAUUGGCAUUCACGGCAAUGGUCAUAUGGUGUUUUUGGAGAAGAACAGCGAUGAAGUCGCAGCUGCCAUUCAAAAGAGAUUGGAGACAUCUCUUGCGGUGCACAAGUCGGAUCUCUAAUUGGCUUGUACUGAGACUAGUCCACUUAUGUGAUGUCGUUAACAUUCCAUGUCAGUGUCUUGACUUUGGCUUUGUCUAUUGGUAUGAGAUAUUUCUAGGACGUCGCCAGAUCCUGAGCUGUAGUCACUUACAAUCAUAUAAAACCGCAAGAUGUUCCGUUAUGGG